CCAGCGCGCGCGCCACACACUCGCCGUCGCUCGCCAUGUACGCGCUCGCGCUGCUCCUGGCGCUCGCCGCCCCCGCCGCCGCCCUCGCCGCCCCCGCCCCCACCCCCGUCCCCGCCGACCGCACCGGCUACGAGCGGGAGAUCGAGGCCUACCAGGUGCCCAAGCUCCUCGACUACGUCCUCAACGAGGAGUACCUGCUGAAGCAGCGGAACAGGGGGAAGCUCAUCACGCGCGUGCGGCCGGAGGAGGCCGUCGCCUCCGACAACGUGAUCCUCGAGUCCAACAUCGUCAAGAUCCUGAAGCCGAGGAAGCUGGGCGGGGAGCUAGUGCGGCAGCGGCGGGGCUACAACCUGGAGAACGUGGUGGUGCCGGCGCGGUACCCGUACCUCCCCGUCCCUCGGUACUACAACCGUUUUCGCAAGUGGGGCUAGCGCCGGACGAAUGUCAAGGCUGCGCGUGUAAACAAUGGGACGCCGCGGGCCGAGGGCAGCGCGCCCGGGGCCCAGACUAGUUAUGUAGUGCGCUGUGCGGCUAUAAGUGGCUGUGAAGUGCGUGCCGACCGCCGCGCUCCCGUCGCCCGCUCCUCGCUGCGACGGUCGAGCUAGGACAAUAAUAAUAUGUGAAUGCUGACUAAUUUUAGUGAUUUUAUUUAAGUAUAGAGAUUAAAAUUAUUCUAUGUUAA
This is a messenger RNA of Aricia agestis (brown argus), 682 nucleotides long. RefSeq lists its product as uncharacterized. The transcript has a single exon. The record is from RefSeq and is a predicted model, not a curated record. Lineage: Eukaryota; Metazoa; Arthropoda; Insecta; Lepidoptera; Lycaenidae. Bases 36 to 431 code for a protein of 131 amino acids.